Arctia plantaginis is the source of this 1500-nucleotide messenger RNA. Lineage: Eukaryota; Metazoa; Arthropoda; Insecta; Lepidoptera; Erebidae. The record is from the annotation of a GenBank genome assembly.
AUGAUAGUCAUAAUAUGGAUUGUCGUGGUUCUCGUGGCGCUGGGGCUGUACCUCCGCAAGAGAACAUCACCGAUUUCUUGUUCGAAGUUAAGUACUACGUUUCCUGAUGACAAAGUCGUGGGAAUGUAUGAAACGUUGAAUCCUGUAUACAUUGUGAAAGAUGUAGAAUUAAUAAAAAAGGUCACCAUUAAAGACUUUGAUCACUUCGUUGAUCGAAGGAGUUUCGUCAGUGAGUUUGAUCCCGAUUUUGGAAGAGGUUUAAUCAAUCUUAAAGGUGAGGAAUGGAAAGAAAUGCGUUCCACUUUAAGUCCAGCAUUUACCAGCUCCAAGAUUCGUCUGAUGGUGCCUUUUAUGGUCGAUAUUGGAGAAGAAAUGAUCAAGGUUCUUAGUAAAAAAAUUAAAGAUUCUGAAACCCAAUAUAUUGACGCGAGUGCCAAAGAUAUUACUACCCGCUACGCAAACGACGUAAUUGCUUCAUGCGCUUUUGGCCUCGAAGUGGACUCUCAGUCCGCUGACAGCCAUUUCUACGUCAAAGCCAAGGAAUUAGUCAAAUUCGACUUUACGAAGGCUUUGAAAGUUUUCUUCUCGAGAUGUCUUCCUUCAAUUGCUGAUAUGCUGAAGCUGUCAUUGAGUUCAUCUGAGACCUCUAGUUUCUUCUCAAACGUGGUACUGUCCACUAUAGAAGAACGUGAGAAGAGAAAUAUCAUCAGACACGAUAUGAUCAAUAUCCUCAAUGAGAUAAAAAAAGGGAAAUUGAAACAUGAAAAGAACUCAGAUGUUGACAGUGGCGCCGGUUUUGCUACAGUGGAAGAGUCACAUAUUGGCAAAAAGUUGCGCGAAAGAGAAUGGUCAGACAAGGAUUUAGUUGCUCAAGCAGUUCUAUUUCUCUUGGCUGGCUUCGACACAAUUUCAACGGCAAUGACAUUCAUUAUCCACGAACUGGCUGUAAAUCCCGAUGUACAAGAGAAGUUGGUACAAGAAAUAAAAGAAUUUGAUCAGAAGAAUGAUGGUCAGUUGGAUUUCAAAUCAAUACAGAGUAUGAAGUACAUGGAUAUGGUUGUAUCCGAGGGUAUGCGCCUGCACCCUCCCGCUCCAUUCCUAGACAGGAAAUGCGUGAAAGACUACAAUUUUGGCAGAGUGAACAAAACUGCAACCAAAGACCUAAUAAUCCGCAAGGGUGCUGCUAUUGGGUUUCCGAUUUACAUUUUCCACCGAAACCCGGAACUCUUCCCCAACCCUGAGAAGUUUGACCCUGAGCGAUUUUCCGAUGAGAACAAGCACAACAUAAAACCAUUUUCUUACAUGCCUUUUGGACUGGGACCAAGGAAUUGUAUCGGUUCUCGUUUUGCUCUCUGUGAAGUGAAGGUGAUGCUUUAUCAACUUUUUCGUAAAAUUAAAGUGAGUCCCUGCGAAAAAACUACAAUUCCACUUAAAUUAGAUAAAGGAUUCGUUAUGAAUAUUCAAAACGGUGCCUGGGUUCGACUCGAACUUAGAGAAUAA